CUGGAGUGAGAAGUGAAGGGCUGUGUGUGUGCCGAGUGGUGCCAUCUGUAGGCCUGUCCCCCAAACACACAGUCUCUCACUCACUGUCCAAAAUGGGUCGUAUGCACGCUCCCGGAAAGGGUAUUUCCCAAUCAGCACUUCCAUACCGACGAACUGUGCCUACAUGGCUGAAGUUGACCACCGAUGACGUCGUGGACCAGAUCUGUAAGCUGGCGAAGAAGGGUAUGACUCCAUCACAGAUCGGUGUGAUGUUGAGGGACUGGCACGGCGUGGCUCAGGUCCGAUGGGUGACCGGCAAUAAGAUUCUGCGGAUCCUCAAGAAGAAGGGUCUGGCGCCACAACUGCCCGAAGACUUGUAUCACUUGAUCAAGAAGGCGGUCGCCAUUCGUAAACAUCUGGAGCGCAACCGCAAAGACAAGGACUCGAAGUUCCGAUUGAUUUUAGUGGAGAGCCGUAUCCACCGAUUGGCCCGUUAUUACAAAACCAAACGAGUUUUGGCCCCCAAUUGGCGCUACGAGUCGUCCACCGCAUCGGCACUCGUGGCGUGAAAUCAGUUAUUAUUAUUAAUUUCCAAAACUAUGUAUUGAAUUAAGAAUUUUUCAUUUUUUCCGAAUAAAGACUUCUUAAAACAGA
Oppiella nova is the source of this 633-nucleotide messenger RNA. The record is from the annotation of a GenBank genome assembly. Lineage: Eukaryota; Metazoa; Arthropoda; Arachnida; Sarcoptiformes; Oppiidae.